This is a messenger RNA of Sinocyclocheilus anshuiensis, 467 nucleotides long. RefSeq names its product host cell factor 1-like. NCBI's taxonomy places the organism in Eukaryota, Metazoa, Chordata, Actinopteri, Cypriniformes, Cyprinidae. The transcript is spliced from 3 exons. Gene Ontology annotation, molecular function: transcription coactivator activity. The record is from RefSeq and is a predicted model, not a curated record. Gene Ontology annotation, biological process: regulation of DNA-templated transcription; chromatin remodeling. Gene Ontology annotation, cellular component: histone methyltransferase complex. The annotation marks the transcript as partial.
CUGCCGCAGCUGCUCCGUCUGCUCAGAGUCUGCCGCACAGUGGCAUCACCCUCAUGCCCCAGGCUGCUUCUCCCACAGCCUCAGUUCUGCCCAGCACACCUGCAAGUCCUGUGGCUGCCUCAACAGCUCGUGGACCAGCUAUUCUGAAAGUUGCAGCCCCUCAGUCAGGCACCGGGACGUCAAUUGUCACUGUGCGACAGGCCACCCAGGCCGGAAAGUCCCCAGUCACUGUGACAUCACUUCCUGCGGGUGUUCGCAUGGUAGUGCCAACACAGACCACUCAAGGAUCGCCCAGCAGCCCCCAGAUGAGUGGAAUGGCAGCUUUGGCUGCAGCUGCUGCAGCCACUCAGAAAAUCCCUCCUUCCCCUGGAGCCACUGUUCUCAAUGUGCCGGCUGGGGCCACAAUUGUUAAAACGGUGGCUGUGACGCCUGGGUCCACCACAGUUAGAGUGGCAUCACCUGUCAUG